This is a messenger RNA of Eutrema salsugineum, 1856 nucleotides long. RefSeq names its product senescence-associated carboxylesterase 101. The record is from RefSeq and is a predicted model, not a curated record. Gene Ontology annotation, molecular function: carboxylic ester hydrolase activity. The coding region runs from base 202 to 1776 and encodes 524 amino acids. Lineage: Eukaryota; Viridiplantae; Streptophyta; Magnoliopsida; Brassicales; Brassicaceae. The transcript has 3 exons. Gene Ontology annotation, biological process: lipid metabolic process; defense response.
GAACGAAUCUUCGCGGAAAAGAGAUAUCAACUAUUUAUAGUUUAUCGACGCCGAGUAAUUAACUAUUUAUUUUGGCUAUUUAAGGUGAUCAAUAUUAUGAGAAAAUGACUCCUCUCAAUUUCAGACAUUAACUGUCAACUUGCGAUCGAUAAUUCGUCCCUUUUAAUUGCCUUCUACCGCCGAUCUGUUCCUGCUCACGCCAUGGAUUCUUCUUCACUAAAGGGUUUUCAGCUCGGGAAGCUUAUGUUGAGCUCAGGUCUCUUACACAGCUCAUGGAGUAAGAUCUCUGAGAUACACAAAUCAAGCUAUCCGAAUAAAGAUUCAGCUUUGGGAAUCAAGAUUUAUGAAGAAGCUAGAUUCACCUUUGUGGUUUUCGCUGCACCACCGAUUCGCAGAAAUUGCUCUUUAAACUCUGCUUCGACUCUUCUUUCCGGGACACCAAAUCAAAAUCCGUUUCACUUCCUCUGUUCCGAGAAGAUCUCAUCAUUCUCUCUUCACACACCUGCGUUUCAGCUUUUUGUCUCUGCCUAUAAGGAAAAUCUCCUUCACCUCAAAUCAAAGUUGCUCGAGUCAAAGAAACCGGUGAUCAUCACCGGAGCUGCGUUAGGAGGAUCCGCCGCAUCUCUCUUCACGCUAUGGCUUCUAGAAACUAUCAAGCCAAAACGACCACGCCCCUUGUGCAUCACGUUUGGAUCUCCCUUAAUCGGAGACGCUUCAUUGCAACAGAUUCUUGAGAAUUCCUUGAGGAACUCAUGUUUCUUCCACGUGGCUGAUGCUUCACAAAACCCCAUCACGGCGGGUUUCUUGAAGCCUUUUGGAACGUUCUUGAUCUGUUUUGAAUCUGAAUGUAUCUGCAUUCAAGACCACGAGGCGGUCUUGGAAUUGCUAAUCGGUGUUGACAAGGAUCUAGUAGGCUGGAGAGACUACGGAGAAGUUCUUGAUCGUCUGGAUCAACCAGUGUUAUCAUCGGCGGAUUCAAAACUGAUGAAGAUUGAUGAUGUUAUCAGUCGAAUGGAAGAACGUGCAGGGGAGAAGAAGCAGCGUUUUGAUCAGCUUAAGAAACUAAACGACAUUAAACUAUCAAUGGUGUAUCUAGAGUGGUACAAAAAGAAAAGCAAGAGGGACAAGAUUGGUUACUACGACCGGUUCAAGACACAUAUCGCGUCUUAUGUUUCACCAGUCGAUAUGGAUGUUGAGAAGCGGAAAAGAGAGCUAAACGAUUACUGGAAAUCAUUGGUUGAAGAAGUGGAGAAGAAGCCUCAGAGUGAGAAAUCGGUUCUCAAGACGCGGUCUCUCUUCUCAGGGAACAAUUAUAGACGGAUGCUCGAACCGCUAGACAUUGCUGAGUAUUACCUUAGUGGUAAGAAGGAGUAUCGAACCAAGGGAAGGUCUCGUCACUAUGUUAUGCUCGAGAAGUGGUUCAAGGCGGAAAUGAUAGAACCGGUUAGAUGCGAAAGUAGAGAUCUGAGUGAUCUUUUGACGUUUGAUUCUUGUUUUUGGGCUGAAGUUGAGGAAGCGUUGAUUGUAAUCAAUGAGCUGAAAACACAAGUGGUGAUGAGAGACGACGAGAGAGAGGUGUUGUUGGAAAAACUCGUGAGGUUUGAGGGAUACGUGUGGGAGAUGAUCAGAAAACGUGAGGUUUCACCGGAGAUUUUCUUGGAGAAGAGCAGUUUCAUGAAGUGGUGGAAAGAGUACAAAGGCUUUAGGUCUUCACCUUCAGGAUUCACUGAGUUUAUGAACACUAGGAUGUACGAGACUUAUGGUCAGGUCUCCUGAAGAUGAAUGAUUUAACGGUUACACUGCAUUUUGAGUCGAUGAUUGAUUAAUAUUUUUAUUUACAAGAAAUUAUUAGUUUU